Marmota flaviventris (yellow-bellied marmot) is the source of this 935-nucleotide messenger RNA. RefSeq names its product deoxyuridine triphosphatase (gene Dut). The record is from RefSeq and is a predicted model, not a curated record. NCBI's taxonomy places the organism in Eukaryota, Metazoa, Chordata, Mammalia, Rodentia, Sciuridae. Gene Ontology annotation, molecular function: magnesium ion binding; dUTP diphosphatase activity. Gene Ontology annotation, biological process: dUTP catabolic process; dUMP biosynthetic process.
GGUGCUGGACGGGAGCGCGUCCGGAGACGCAGACCUCGGGGAAUGACGGCCCUCCUCCCGCGCCCCGCGCUCGGCUGCCAUUUCUCUCCAUCAUUGCUCCGCUUAGCGUUUAAAGACGCGCGAAGGAAGCAACCGGGAGCGUGGGCGUCCAGACUCUCCCGACCAGGCCCGCCCUUCGGCCCCACCCAGCUCGCGCCGCCCCGGUCUCUGUCCAGCGCCGGCACACCCUUCCCUGAAGCCAGUGAGGCCUGGGACGCGUGCGGGACGGGCACGCCCGCAAAGGCGUGGAUACUGGGCCCAGAAGAAGUAACCGCCAUUUCCCCCAGCAAGCGGGCCCGGCCUGCGGAGGAUGGCGGCUUGCGGCUCCGCUUUGUUCGACUAUCGGAGCACGCCACGGCCCCGACCCGGGGGUCCGCGCGGGCCGCAGGCUAUGACCUGUACAGUGCCUAUGAUUAUAUAGUACCACCUAUGGAGAAAGCCCUUGUGAAAACAGACAUUCAGAUAGCUCUUCCUUCUGGGUGCUAUGGAAGAAUAGCUCCACGUUCUGGCCUGGCUGCAAAAUACUUCAUAGAUGUAGGAGCUGGUGUCAUAGAUGAAGAUUAUAGAGGAAAUAUUGGUGUUGUGUUAUUUAAUUUUGGCAAAGAGAAGUUUGAAGUAAAAAAAGGUGAUCGAAUAGCACAGCUCAUUUGUGAACGGAUUUUUUAUCCAGAUAUAGAAGAAGUUCAAGUGUUGAAUGACACUGAAAGGGGUUCAGGAGGUUUUGGUUCUACUGGAAAGAAUUAAAAUAUAGGUCAAGUAUAGAAAAAUGUUACUUUCUCUUAAAAAUAAAGACUUUCUGCUUAAAGUGUUAGUAUUUUGCACGACUGAAAAGCUAGCUUUAGCUUCUGAAAGUUUAUUUUCUUACAAUAAAGGAAAGAGUUUCUUUGUUAGUAUCA